Messenger RNA from Helicoverpa armigera (cotton bollworm), 2851 nucleotides. It is a transcript of the gene Lsm12a, whose product is annotated as protein LSM12. The record is from RefSeq and is a predicted model, not a curated record. Bases 155 to 715 code for a protein of 186 amino acids. Lineage: Eukaryota; Metazoa; Arthropoda; Insecta; Lepidoptera; Noctuidae. The transcript is spliced from 3 exons.
AUAAUCUGUGUACACCUGUCAAAGUUUCAAUGGCGGACGUCCUCUCAUUCGGAUCGUAACAAAACAUAUUUUCACAUUUCCACCGAUCGAAUACAACUCGAACGCUACAUGAAAUUAAUUUCCACCGUGUGAACAGCUUAAACGGGGUAUUAUAAUGUCCACUGUCGUGUCGGACUGCUUUACAAUCGGCAGCAUAGUUGCUACGCGAACAUGUUACAACGAAAGUAUCGAAGGAGAGGUUCUAGCGUUUGAUCCGCAGACUAAGAUGCUGAUACUCAAAUGUCCAUCUUCGAGCGGUAAUCCCAAACGCCACGACGUUAACAUUGUGAAUCUAUCGUUGGUUAGUGACGUGCAAAUCAAAAGAGAGGUGACCACGGCGCCCGAGCCUCCACAAUCCCUCAAUCUUCACAGAUUAAACACACGAGUUCGAAAUUCAAUAGAGAAUAAGAGAAGAUUAGUAUCAGCACUCUCAGCAUGCCUAGACCCUGAGGGGCAGCGCCUGUUCAUGGCGAUCGCUCGCGUUAUAGACGACGUCUCCUGGGCCGGACAGAACAUCCGAGUAUAUAACGAAGUUAUUAUCACACCUCCUUAUAAGGUCGACAACGUAAUAGGCGAGAAAGAUUCCAAACCUUAUAAUUAUAUAAAGAAAUUCGUAGAGCGGCACUGGCGUGAUCAUCGCGACCACGCGGGCCCCAACUCGAGCCAACACCAGUAGAUUGUAAUACUAUUUAUUGAACAACACGUUAAAACGCCAUUUUGAAAAACUAGACUAAAACCAGGUAGUAGAGAAAAAUUCUUUCGUUUAUUUUAGUCAAUGUAUUUACAUACUAGCUUCUGCCAGCGGUUUCACCCGCAUCCCGUGGGAACUACUUCCCGUACCGGGAUAAAAAGUAGCCUAUAGCCUUCCUCGAUAAAUGGGCUAUCUAACACUGAAAGAAAUUUUCAAAUCGGACCAGUAGUUACUGAGAUUAGCGUGUUCAAACAAAGAAACAAAUUUCAAUUUUCAAGCUUCAGCUUUAUAAUAUUAGUAUAGAUUGUUUAAAAAUAAUGUCAGUUAUUCGGAAGAAAAAAAAUGUUUUGACCCCCAUUUUCAGCUCUACAAACACUGACAGUCACUAGAUAUUAUUGUUCUUAAGAAAAAAAAACUGAUCAGUGUCAUUUUCAACCUUGACGUUGGCAAAAUCUUCGAUAUAUCAACGAAGGAGCCAUAAACAAAAAUAAGAAGAAGAAGAAGUCGUUUUUUUUCAAUGGACUGCAAACUAGAAGUCUUGGUAGCCUAGUGGGUAAAGAACCAACAUUUCAAGUAUGAGUGUGUUCGAUUCCAGGUCAGGCAAGUACCAAUGCAACUUUUCUAAGUUUGUAUGUACUUUCUAAGCAUAUCUUGGACACCAAUGACUGUGUUUAAGAAGGCAUGUUAAGUUGGUACGUCCCAGCUGUUAUUGAAAAUCUUAGGUAGUCGGUAUGGGUAGACAGAUGCCAGAAAAUAUGACAGUCUUACCAAAACGUAUUUAUUGAGUUGGGGUCAAGUUGUCACAUUUACUGGCUUCUGACUACCCGUAACGACUGCCACAGAUGUUCAAAUGACAGCCGGGACCUACAGUUUAUCGUGGCUUCUGAAACACAGUCACUGAUGUCCAAUCUUGCUAAGUAGUCUUUUCAUAUUUAUUUCUUUAACUUCAUGAAUUAUAUGUUUUUUGAUGAUUUUGAAUGCUCCAUAAACAUUUUAAAGUCUAUAUUUCGAUCUUAUUAAGAUGUAAAAAUCAUCAUUUUCGUUUUAUUUGUAAAUUUUUCAAAAUGGCGUUUUGACAGCAAAUUUUUCUUCAGUUUGACACUGAUAUUACCACCAAAUAUGUAUUUUCUGUACUAUUAAAAUAACUGAUUUUGAAAAUUUCAAUAUUCAAUAAAUUUUUCAAAAGAUUUUUUUCAAUGAAUUUUCCAUAGAUAUUCAGUAAUUUUAGUCAUCCAAAAUUAUAUCCAAUAUCAGUUGUUUUAAUAAAUACAAAAGAAAUGAAUUAUUGGUACAGAGAAAAUAGUGUACACUCGUAUACAGGAUGGUUUAAAAAGCAAUAUUAGAUACAGGAUGUAGACAAAAUUAUUUUUACUUAACAUCUUAAAAUCUUGACGAGUUUCCUAUUUAUUUUCAAAAUUAUUAGUUUUUACAUCAUGUUUGAUCCUAAUAUUGCUUUUUCAAGCACUCUGUAUUUUAUCUGUAUCGAUCGACAGUCUAUUUGAGCCCAAGAUAUAAGAAUUCCAAAAUUAUGUAUCGUUUUUCAGAUUUGAAAUCCAAAAAAAUAUUGUUUUUCCUUUCUUUCUACAAAAUUCUUAGUUUUCUUCUGAACUCCGAAAGGCAAGUUGCAGCUGUACUUUUUUGGAUGAAUAAAGUUCAAUUUUGAAAUGAUUUCAAUCUUUAAUCGAAGGAUAAAAAGAUUGAUUGGGUAUAGAAAUUCACCAUAAGCAAUAUCAUAACUGGACUGGUUUCUAAUAUAAUAUUAGCACUUAUUUUUAACCAUUUGUUAUCUUACUGAAGACAUUUUAAAAACCAAUUUUUAUUUAUGACUCUUAAAGUAAUAUUUGGUCUUUCACAAACAUUGAUAUACUAAAAAAACUUAAUAAUUUCUUUCAAUAUAAAGAUAUUUUAACAAUUUUACGGAAUACUCCGCCAUCUUCUUUUAGCUGUCAAAAUUUUCGCGCCAUUAAAAAUCUGAAGUUUAGUCAUUCGUUCAAAAUUGAACUUUAUAUACAAGACAUACGGUUUAACAUCUUACUUGGAGUUAAAGUAUAUAGUAAUACUUUUUAUAUAUUGUUGGAUUAAGUAAUAGUGAAAAAUUAUUUAAAAAAAACGAAAAACUUG